GCUACGCACCUGAUUGCCUCGGGCAAUGCGCCCACAUCACCUCACGUGAGACGAAUAAAAGCCGUGUAUAUAUAUAUCUCUUUAGUGACACGGUCGACGGCUAUUUCUCUGUUAAUCGUCUAUAGAUAUAUAAACAGCGAACGCACGUAUCAGAGUCCUGCACAUUGCACCUCUAGUGUGGCAGCUCAAAAUAAUAAACAGCCCGUUAAAAUUUUGAUUUGCGUUGGUGUGCUGAUUGUAAAUUUAUCCGCAAAACCGUAGAGCAAAGAAAGUUGUGUUGUUUUACCGACGUUCACGUGUGUUACAUGACCGUACAUCCGGCCGGUGCUGUUGCGCAGUAACAUGGCGAUUUGGAAUCUUCUGCAAUUCACGCUGUUAGUCAGCGCUGUGGGAGUUGUUCUAGCGCAGACAGGCAACAAUGGUUUUUUUCAACGACUGAUUAAACAAUCUGCGAAUACCGUAAACGCCAAUAAAGACAGGGCAAGGGCAGAAGCACGAACCCAGGCGUUCUCUACUACCACUGGAGCGGUCACAGACAACUUUCAGACGAAAUUUUCUCGCUCAAACGAGCUGUCACGAACCAGAAGUAUUCUUGGUGAAAUCAGCGAGCGCUCUGCUCGGAUGAUAUCAGAGAGUUUGUCCAUAAGUCCUCGCAAUGCCUUUAAUGAGUUGCCGAACGUCGAUAUCGGUGGAUCAAUUCUGGACAUUGAAUGUCCAUAUACGGUGCCUUUGGAUUGCACCAGAUUCUACGGGUAUCGAACUUUCGAUGGUACUUGCAACAACGAGCAACAACCUUACCUUGGCUCGGCAGUCCGGCCGUUCAAGCGCUUGUUACCACCGCACUACGGAGAUGGUAUUAGUACGCUUAGAGAUCGCCCUCCUCAAAGCCCUUUACCGAGUGCAAGAGAUGUCAGCUUAAAUGUUCACGAGACCAAGAGAGAGCUCAACUUCAAAAUAACACAGGCUGUAAAUGCAAUGGCGCAAAUCGUUGAUCACGACCUUUACAUUGACGCCAAUAGCAACAGAUGUGCUUGGUAAUGCGAUCUCGUGCUGCCCUGUACGGACCCAUGAGCAAUGUGAGCCCAUUGCUGUAAACAACGACCCUGUAUACGGAGACUGUGAGACCUGCAUGAAUUUUGUGAGAUCGGUUAUCGCUCCUAGAUCAGACUGUAAAAUUGGCCCACGCGAGCAGUUCAACCAAAUCACGGGCCUUCCUUGAUGCGUCUAUGGUGUACGGGUCAAACGUAAACAGUAGCUGAUAAUCUAAGAUCAGGCCCAAAAUGGCAUGCUACGAACCACGACUCAGCCUGACCGCAGUCGCAAAAGACCUGUUACCGGUUGACAUCAAUGACGAUUCGUGCGAGGCCGAGAAAGUGCCAUGUUUUACUGCUGGUGACAUCCGCGUUAACGAGCAGCCAGGUCUUACGAGUUUCCACACGCUACUGAUGCGAGAACAUAACCGAAUAGCGGCCCACCAUCUUAAGUCCAGGAACCGCAACUGGGACGACGAGAGAAUCUAUCAGAAAACCAGAGCAAUAGUCGGUGCCAUCGUGCAGCACAUCACGUACAACGAGUUUCUGCCGCUCGUCUUGGGCAAGGACAUGUCGAGAUACAAUUUGCAAUCGUUUUACAACUACGAUCCUAGCGUUGAUGCGACGAUCGCGAACGAGUUCGCAACGGCAGCGUACCGAUUCGGACACACUCUUAUUCGCUUGACCUGAUCAGAGUUUCUAGCAGAGACCAAAGGCACCUCGCCGCUGGAGCUGCACACAAGCUUCUUUGACCCGUCAACGUUGUACGGGAACACGGUCGUAUCGGGCCCAGAUCCGCUCGUGAUCGGACUCACUCGGCAGGUCUCGGAAGCGGCCGACGAAAACUUAGUUGACGCCGUCAGAAACAAACUGUUCGGAGAGAACCUUGACUUGGCGGCUCUGAAUAUCCAGCGUGGCAGAGAUCACGGACUGCCCGGUUACAAUAGCUACCGACAGCUGUCGGCUUCGGGUGCAGAGGCUAAUCGCAUUUCGGAAUUCAGCGAGAUUCGCGGGA
This is a messenger RNA of Priapulus caudatus, 2046 nucleotides long. RefSeq names its product myeloperoxidase-like. Gene Ontology annotation, molecular function: heme binding; peroxidase activity. The record is from RefSeq and is a predicted model, not a curated record. Gene Ontology annotation, biological process: response to oxidative stress. NCBI's taxonomy places the organism in Eukaryota, Metazoa, Priapulida, Priapulimorpha, Priapulimorphida, Priapulidae.